AUGGAGAAACUGUUGUGGUGUUUCCUGAUCUUGAUGAAUUUCUUCAUCCCAAACUCUAUAUGUGAGGGAAUAGAUCUUUGUGAUUCUGAGAAACAGAAGGCCUUUUUGUUUCCUGAAGAGUCAGAUAAUUCCUAUGUAUCCCUGAAAGCACAGCUAAAGAAACCACUCAAAGCCUUCACCGUGUGUCUCUAUAUCUACUCAGAGCUGGCCGUGUCCCGUGGUUAUAGUGUUUUCUCUUAUGACACCAAGAAAGAACCUAACGAGAUCCUCAUAUUUUGGUCUAAGUGUAGAGGCUAUACUCUUGCAGUGCAUGAGACUGAAGUAUUAUUCAAGAGUCUUGAAAACACCCAAGCUCCAACACACAUCUGUGCCAGCUGGGAGUCCGUCUCCGGGAUUGCAGAGUUCUGGGUGGAUGGGAAGCCCCUGGUGAGGAAGAGUCUGGAGAAGGGAGCCUCUCUGGGGACAGAGGCAAGCAUCAUCCUGGGUCAGGAGCAGGAUGCAUUUGCCGGGGACUAUGAUAAAAACCAGUGUUCAGUGUGAGACAUUGGAGAUGUGAACAUGUGAGACUUUGUGCUGUCUCCAGAUGAGAUUAGCACUGUUUAUGUUGGUGGGACCUUCAGUCCUAACGUCCUGGACUAUCAGGCGCUGAAGUAUGAAGCACAUGGUGAGGUGUUCCUCAAGCCUCAGCUGUGGCCCUGA
This is a messenger RNA of Balaenoptera musculus (blue whale), 699 nucleotides long. RefSeq names its product C-reactive protein-like. The record is from RefSeq and is a predicted model, not a curated record. Lineage: Eukaryota; Metazoa; Chordata; Mammalia; Artiodactyla; Balaenopteridae. The transcript is spliced from 2 exons. Gene Ontology annotation, biological process: innate immune response. Gene Ontology annotation, molecular function: complement component C1q complex binding; low-density lipoprotein particle binding.